AUGGUUGGAAUGUCGCUUAAUGAACAAAAGAGCAAUCGGAUUUUCCGCCAAAUGAGCGAUGUGCAGGAUGUCAUUGACCGGGUGUUACUGCAGUUGCGCAGUAAAGUAAAAUCCGACUUACAGGGCAUAUUGAUCGUGUUGUCCUGUGGACGUUACGCAUCAGUGAGUGUUGUUCGGCGACAAAGUGAAAGCUCACCUAGCAGUAUGCGAAACGGUGGUGCGCUUUAUCGAUGUGUACUAAAGUAUGCAUAUUAG
Messenger RNA from Gongylonema pulchrum, 255 nucleotides. Lineage: Eukaryota; Metazoa; Nematoda; Chromadorea; Rhabditida; Gongylonematidae. The record is from the annotation of a GenBank genome assembly.